AUGAAGGGGAUUCUGUUGUUUCUUCUCUUUUGCCAUGAUGCCACUCCAGGUAAUGUAGUGCAGAACUCGCUGAAGUUUGAAUACACUGCGUCCUCUGGAGUCAAAAACAUCCCAGAUUUUGUGGUUGUUGGGUUCGUUGAUGAAGUUCCAGUAGGUCACUGUGACAGCAUCGGGAAGAAAGUAGAAGCUAAACUGGACUGGGCACAAAAACUACUAGAAGAUGAUCCAGAGCACUUGAAGUGGUACACUGGCUGGUGUCUGACAGGCCUACAAGAGAGCAAAGCAUUAACUGACAAUUAUAAGGAAUCUGGAGCUGCCCACACCUUCCAGAGGAUGGAGGGCUGUGAAUGGGACGAUGAGACUGGAGAGGUUAAUGUAUUUGCUCAGUUUGGUCAAGAUGGAGAAGACUUCUUAGCAUUUGACCCAAAGACACUGACAUGGAUCGCACAAAAACCAGAAGCUGAAGAUACCAAACACAUCUGGGACAGUGAUAGACACAGAAAUGAAGAUUGGAAAAACGUUCUUACUCAGCUUUUCCCUGAGUUUUUGAAGAGAUAUUUGGACCUUGGGAAGAGCCAUCUGCUGAGAACAGACCUUCCCUCAGUGUCUCUCCUCCAGAAGACUCCCUCCUCUCCAGUCAGCUGCUUCGCUACAGGUUUCUACCCUGACAGAGCCGAGAUAUUCUGGAGGAAAGAUGGAGAGGAGCUUCAUGAGGAUGUGGAACUUGGACAGAUCCUCCCCAACCAUGAUGGAUCCUUCCAGAUGAAUGUUGACCUGAACCUUUCAUCAGUCACACCUGAAGACUGGAGGAGUUACGAAUGUGUGUUUCAUCUCUCUGGUGUGAAGGACAACAUCAUCACCAAACUGGACAAAACUGUGAUCAAGACCAACUUUGGUAAGACUGGAACACUGAUUUAA
This is a messenger RNA of Scomber scombrus (Atlantic mackerel), 918 nucleotides long. RefSeq names its product major histocompatibility complex class I-related gene protein-like. Gene Ontology annotation, cellular component: external side of plasma membrane. The transcript has 4 exons. Gene Ontology annotation, biological process: immune response. Bases 1 to 918 code for a protein of 305 amino acids. Lineage: Eukaryota; Metazoa; Chordata; Actinopteri; Scombriformes; Scombridae. The record is from RefSeq and is a predicted model, not a curated record.